Mycetomoellerius zeteki is the source of this 2284-nucleotide messenger RNA. RefSeq names its product Heterogeneous nuclear ribonucleoprotein at 87F. The transcript is spliced from 4 exons. Gene Ontology annotation, molecular function: RNA binding. Lineage: Eukaryota; Metazoa; Arthropoda; Insecta; Hymenoptera; Formicidae. The record is from RefSeq and is a predicted model, not a curated record. The coding region runs from base 1046 to 2284 and encodes 412 amino acids.
GAAUUUCCGCGUUUUCGCGUUCGCGCGCGCGCGCGCGCGUUCGCAAAGUGACGUGCCGUGACGUGGUCGUGCUGUGUCGUGUCGUGUCGUGCCGUGCCGUGUCUCGUCGUGUCUCGCUGUGUGCCGUCUUGGUGUGCCGGUGCUGUGGUGCCGCUCCAACGGAAACGGAGCGGAGCAGAAAACGCGCGCGUCGUUAGCGGCGUCGGCGGCGGCGACGACACGAACGCGGGUGCGUCGCGUGGAAUUAUGCCGCGCCGAGAUGAAUCGGAUCCCGCGCCCAGCGCCGGGAAGUGCUCGUCGUGGCUAAGUGACGUGUGAUCGAAGGAGCGAAGCCGCACAAAAGGUAUCUCCAUACGCGAUACGAGUGAUAUACGAUGUGGUGUUUUUCGGCGACGUUACUACUGAUCCUCGCAGUCGUAAUCGUCAGUGGCGUCCGCUUUAAUCAAGGCUCCUGCUACUCUUUCUCCUCCUCGACCUUCUCCCCCGCGUCCUCGACGUCGGAGCGCGUCGUCGCGGCGCAUAAGCCUGAGCCUCGCAAGACCCACGUCGCUGUCGCCGUGGCCGUCGCCGUCGUCGUCGUCACCAUCAUCCCGGUGAUAGCCACGGCCGCUGUUGCCGUGUCCACGCACGCACGUGCGAUCGUAUCUACGACGUGCCGCGUCCUCGACGACGACAGCGUUCGUCGUGUCUGCUGGGCUCACCUCUUACCGGCUAGUGACUAGUGGUUCUCGUUUUACCCAAGUGAUCAAUCGAAUUGGGAGAGCGUGGAGGAGAGAGGGACGAAUUGAAAUCUCUCCAGUCGGUAGAGAUAUAUCCAAGACAAGGAGCAAGGAGGAGGCGGAUUCAGUUCCUAAGGAGAGAAAGAGGGUGAGGGAGAAGGGUGGAGGCCGGCCUGUUUUAAUCGAUCGGAAAAUUGCGCGUUUUUUCGGUGUGUUGGUGGAGUGUCUGGUGAAUUUAUUCUGCCCUGGUCGAGGUUGUGUGUCGUUGUACAGUGCCUCCAAACGAUACCACAACAUCCGAUCCCAAAUGAAGAGUUCGGAGCAAAAUGGUUAGAGAGACACGUCACCUGUGGGUUGGAAAUCUGCCGGAAAACAUCCGAGAGGAUCGCAUCAGGGAGCAUUUCAAACGGUAUGGACGCGUGCAGAGCGUCAAGCUGCUGCCACGGGGCGAAGAGUGCCCUGUGGACGGAGGUUCCAGCAGUUCCCUUGGCGAAAGCAAUGAGGGCGGUUCCGGUUCCAGUUCAGGCAGCGGCGGCGGUGGCGGGAGCGGCGGUUCCUCGACCAGCGGGGGUGCGGCAGCGACGGUGGCGUUCAUGGAUAUCAAGUCCGCAGCGAAGGCUCACGCGACUGAGCAUACGCUGGACGAACGAGCUCUCACUACACAGUACUACGAGCCACAACAUCUUCAGCACAGGUUCCCCUCUCACGGAAGUUCAGAGGAUCAUGGAUCCGGCGGCGGCAGCGGGGGAGGAGGCAGCGGAACAGGCGGCGUUUCCGGUGGCGGCAGCGGUGGCGGGAGCACCGGUGCCGGGGUCGGUGGUAGCGGCGGCGGCGGUGAACGAGGAGACAGGGGAAGCGAGAAUUUCGACUCACGUGGUUCCCAUGGAACUGGUGGAGGCGGUGGUAGCGGUAGCAGUGGUGCUUUGCGACAGCACAAGAAACAGCGAAGAAAAUCACGAAGUGGGAGCAGCUCGCCAAGCGGUAGCAGUCGUUCCGGAAGUAGCAGCAGCAGUCGAAGCGGUAGCUCGGGCGGCAGCUCUUCCGGGGGUAGCACGUCGCCCGGUAGCUCUCCGCAUCGCACCAGCAACGUAGCCGUCACGGAGGAUCGCAGGCCGUUGGCCAUCUGCGUUAGAAAUCUGCCGGCACGUAGCAGCGAUACUUCCCUCAAAGAUGGCCUUUUCCACGAGUACAAGAAGCACGGAAAGGUGACGUGGGUGAAGGUCGUCGGUGCAGCCGGCGACAGAUAUGCCCUAGUCUGUUUUAAGAAACCUGAGGACGUGGAGAAAGCUCUCGAAGUUUCGCAAGAUAAGCUAUUUUUUGGAUGCAAAAUUGAAGUAGCCCCUUAUCAAGGAUACGAUGUAGAGGACAACGAGUUUAGGCCGUACGAGGCAGAACUCGAUGAGUACCAUCCGAAAGCAACAAGAACAUUGUUCAUCGGUAACCUCGAGAAAGACGUUACCGCGUCCGAGCUCAGGAAGCAUUUUGAACCGUUCGGCGAAAUAAUAGUGAGUUCAAAUUAUUUUGAAAUUGGAACAUUCGUUUAUGUCAGUAUAGAAAUUGAAUAA